CAAGAGAAGCAGGGUUUACUAGUAUAACUUCUUCCGCAAAUGAAGUAUUGGCUAAUGUAUUAGAAACGUAUUUUGAAAAUAUUAUUAAAACAUCACAAGCGUAUACGGAAUUAGCGCGUCGGUCACAAAUUAAUAUUAAUGAUGUUGAGAAAAGCUUUAAAGAAUGGAAUAUCAGAACCGGAGCCCUUGAAGGACACAGGGAUAAAUGUUUUAAAGAAGCGGAAACAAUACCAUCAGAGUCAUCUUCAAUGUCAUUAUUUGUUCCAGAGGAUAUAAAUGAGAAUGAUGAGUAUCGACCAAAAUAUGUUCCUUCACAUAUGCCACCAUUUCCUGCUAAACAUUCUUACAAGAAAACGCCCAUAUAUCCUAAACUAAUCAUUCGCAAUCCUAUAAAACUUCGAGAAAUGAAAUUAAAGGAAGUUAGAUUGGUAGAACAAAGUUUAUAUAAAUUAGUUCAACAUCAAGAAGAACAAAAAAAGAUACAGAGUGUUCCAGAAUCGCCUGAUACUACUUCUACCGUUGUAUCUGCGGUUUCUUCUCCCCAUAAUUAUGAUUUACUAUCAAGAUCCACUUCUAGAAAAUCUUCCACGACAAAUCUUCAACUUCCUAAAAAAAGGCCAUUAGAACCAACUUGUCAAGCGUUGUACCUAGAUCCAGCAAUUCGAGAUUGGGUAUUAAUACCAAUUAUGGUAGUUAUGGUAUUAGUGGGGAUCUUUAGAGAUCAAGUAACGUUAUUAAUAGGAAGUACAAGUGGUAAAAAGGCUGGAAUUAAAGCUAUAAGAGAAACAAAGGCGUUAACCCGAGGAGUCACGUUAAGGAAUUAUGGAAAUAAUAUACCAAGUUCAUCAUUUCUCAUAAGAAAGAAUUAUCUUUGUUCAUCAUAUAAAAAGGGGGAUUUCUUAAAAAAUCCCGCAUCGGCUAAUCAAGUAGUUAAUCCAAUGACGGAUCCCGCUGGUAUGGAAAUGAUGAUGGAAGGAAUGAAAAAAAAUUUCGCCAUGAUUAUACCUCAAACCGUUAUUAUGGGAUGGAUUAAUUUCUUUUUUUCUGGUUUUGUUUUAAUCAAAUUACCUUUUCCACUUACACUUCGAUUUAAAACAAUGUUGCAACGAGGUGUCGAAACUCCCGAUAUGGAUGUAACUUGGGUAUCAUCAUUAUCAUGGUAUUUCUUAAAUUUAUUUGGGUUGAGAAGCAUUUUCACUUUACUAUUAGGCGAAGAUAAUGCUGCUGAUGGUAUGCGUGAUAUGGCUGCCAUGUCUCAAAUGGGCGCUGCUUCUCCUGGUCAACCACAAGAUUUUAAUAAGCUCUUUUUGGCUGAAAGUGAAAAUCUUGAAUUAACACCCCAUAAUUGGGAAUUAGAUGAUAUUGAAGUGAGGUUAUUAGUUAAAUAUGGUAAAAGAGAAUUAGUUGAUAAUAAGGAUAUUAUUGAAAUGGAAGAUAUUUCUCCUAUUUCUUCUAAUGAUUUAUCAGAUGUUAAAGGAAAAAGUAAAAAGAAAAGGACGUGA
Molecule: messenger RNA, 1502 nt
Organism: Funneliformis mosseae
Lineage: Eukaryota; Fungi; Glomeromycota; Glomeromycetes; Glomerales; Glomeraceae
Source: the annotation of a GenBank genome assembly